AUGUCGAGCUCCAUUACCUCUGCUCUGGCGUAUGCGACGACAGUCUCUACUCCCGCAAUUGCAAGCUCGAUUCCAGAAGAAGCUGCGAAAAAAGUACAUCAUGCCAAGGACGGCAAGGGCUUCAUCAAUCCAUGGGCAAGUUAUCGUGAAAUGAGCGUGUCGCAAAUCCUUCGAGGUUUAAUAUGGCGGCAUCUAAGCGGCAAAGCCAACAAUCCCGACACGACUCCGCCGACGGUGAAUGUGCGAAAACCCGAAUUUCUGCCAUCCCGGCAGCCACGGGAGCAGCAGGCUCCUAGUCUGCGCGCGACAUGGCUCGGACACGCAUGCUUCUAUGUCGAAUUCCCCAGCGGCUUCCGCGUCCUCUUCGAUCCUGUUUUUACAGCACGAUGCUCUCCCUUUUCCUUCUUUGGGCCGAAACGCUACACCGACGUGCCUUGUCAGAUUGAGGACAUCCCUACCAUCGACGCCGUUGUAAUCUCUCACAACCACUACGACCAUUUAUCCCACCCUACCAUCAUGAAGAUCAAGGAGCUGCAUCCUAACGUGCACUUCUUCGCGCCGCUCGGCAACAAAAAGUGGUUCCUAGACUGCGGUAUUACCAACGUUACCGAGCUCGACUGGUGGGAAUCGCGGGACAUUAGCCUCUCAGCUGUACCAUCCAAAGAUCAGUCAACGACGGCCAAACCCGCAGUCACCAAUCCAUUCUCUGACUCCCAGGGUACUUCCGCCCCUCCUCCGUCCGACAUCAAAGCCACAGUUGGCUGCCUGCCCUGCCAACAUACCAGUGCGCGCACACCUUUCGACAAGGCGCACACGCUGUGGUGCUCGUGGAGCGUCGAGAGCGGCGGCGCCAGAGUCUACUUUGGCGGCGACACCGGCUACCGGACUGUCCCCGAGCUGCCCAAGCAUGAGGACGAUUAUGGUCACGAACACGCCGACCUGCCGCACUGCCCCGCCUUUAAACAGAUUGGUGAAUUGCGCGGCCCUUUUGAUCUCGGCCUUAUCCCCAUUGGCGCCUACGAACCGCGAUACAUCAUGUCGCCCAUGCACGCAGACCCGGCUGACGCCGUCAACAUUUUCCGCGACACCAAAUGCCGCUCUGCGCUCGGCAUCCAUUGGGGCACCUGGGUCCUCACCGAAGAAGAUGUCCUCGAACCGCCGCGCCGUCUUCGCAAAGCCCUGGCUUCGCAUAAUCUCCCUGAGACCGGUGUCUUUGACGUCUGCGAAAUUGGCGAGAGUCGAGAAAUCAGUCUUGGCAAAGUCAAUUCCUGA
Molecule: messenger RNA, 1272 nt
Organism: Xylona heveae TC161
Lineage: Eukaryota; Fungi; Ascomycota; Xylonomycetes; Xylonales; Xylonaceae
Product: Metallo-hydrolase/oxidoreductase
Exons: 3
Coding region: 1-1272 (423 amino acids)
Biological process (GO): N-acylphosphatidylethanolamine metabolic process; N-acylethanolamine metabolic process
Cellular component (GO): membrane-bounded organelle; cytoplasm
Molecular function (GO): N-acylphosphatidylethanolamine-specific phospholipase D activity; zinc ion binding
Source: RefSeq, a predicted model, not a curated record